ACUAAAUUUAUAUGAUAACAAGCUCUUCGUUCUAAUUCAAUAAGGUCACAGGUUUUGUUAUCUUUCUUAAAUUUUAAAUCUGAAUUUGCCCCAAUCUGAUGCGAGCGCCUUGAUCCUUACACGUUACAAUGCCCCUUAAUUAUUGAUUCAAAAUUAAAUGAACAAUUUUUUUAAAUUUAAAAAAAAAAAAACUAAAAUUAGUUCUUAUCUUUUCAGGUAGCUAAGCGUCAUUUGGAUUUUGUUCAAAAAUAUAAAUGUUGCAAAUGUUUUUAAAAUCACGCAGCAGGUGACUGUUGACCAAAAAACAAAUACAUCAUGGGCGUCGGAUCAGAACAUUGUCUAACUACAGCAUCUGAUCUGGUGAGAACGUUUCUGAUCUACCAACCUUUAAGAGAGUGAGUUCAAUACUCACGCGAGUAGAAUUUCCCCAACAUAUGUCCCCACCACGAAAUCUAGCGCCAAAAUUUCGCGCUACUUCUAAAAUUUUGAAUUUCAUGCGAAUAUAUUCGAAAAUUCAAAGCUACAAACGUUAGAAACCAAUCUCUUUCUCUCUCUAUCUCUCUCCAAUUCUGGAACAUGCAAAUAGCGAACGAACAACAGAGCUGAAGCAAAAUUCCCAAAAUCAGCAAGAGAUCGUGUUUGAAUUCAUGCUAAUUCCAGGUUUUGAUCUGUAAUCUUCAAUGGGUAUUAAGUAACUUUCAUUUCUUUAAUGAACCACGUUGUAUUUCCAGAAAGAAGUUCAAUUUUUCUGAAAAUCUGCUUAGCCAAUUGAGUAAUUAUGGUGAGAGAGCAAAGCAUUGCGUCAUUCUAUGCUCGAUUGCGCGAAUCUGCUUUGGCUUCAGCUUUCUCCACUCCAUUGCUGAUAUUCCCAUCGACUUCUGAUGUCGAUUCGCUUUGCGCUUUGAAGAUCGUAGGCCAUGUUCUUGAAUCCGAUUCGGUUAGGUAUGCGUGUUAUCCUGUUUCAUCCUUCAAGGAAAUUCACAAGUACGCAGGGCCCAAUUUGUGUUCUUCUGCCGAUGAGACCGUCACAAUUCUUCUGAUAAAUUGGGGUUGCCACCGAGAUCUUCGAAAGAUUCUGAAUAUAGGCCCUUCUUCCCGUGUUUUCGUGGUGGACAGUCACCGUCCCAUUCAUUUGCAUAAUCUCAGUGAUCAGAAUGAUCGUGUGGUGGUGCUUUAUACACAGGAUGACGAGCACCAGACUGAUUUGGCCUAUGAUUUUGAUGUUUCUGCCUUGGCGGGUGCAAGUGAUUUGAACAGUGAUGAUGAGGUUGAAGAUGAUUCUGACAGUGAAGAUGAGAAUGAUAGCGAAAUUGAGGAGGAAGAUGGUGGUGAGACUCGAAAGAAGAGGAGGGUUUCGGAUGAAAGUGAGACUGAUCCAGUUAAGCUUUUCAGGAAGCUGAAGAGAGAGUACUAUCAUAUGGGUACUUUCCAUGGGAAGCCCUCCGGGUGUUUGAUGUAUGAUCUGUCUCAUUCUCUGAGGAAGAACACGAAUGACUUGCUCUGGUUGGCAUGUGUGGCUUUAACUGAUCAGUUUGUUCAUGAGAGAUUAACAAAUGAGAGAUACCAAGCUGGGGUAAUGGAGCUGGAGCAGCACAUUAAUAGCUCAGGGAAUUUGGAUGCUGUUACUUCGGUGACCCUCAAGGAUGGAACAAAGGUUUUGGCACCUGAUUCAUCAAGAAUUGCAUAUGAAGAUGAGCCAAAGCUAAUGCUGCUACAAGAGUGGAACUUGUUUGAUUCAAUGCUGUGCUCAUCUUACAUUGCGACUAAAUUGAAGACUUGGAGUGACAACGGCAUGAAAAAGCUGAUGCUUCUUCUUGCUAGAAUGGGAUUUUCACUGGAUGAGUGCAAGCAAAAGUUCCAAUAUAUGAGCGUUGAGAUCAAAAGGAAAAUGAAGGAGGAGUUUGAACUUUUCUUACCUGAGUAUGGGCUCACGGAUUUCUACUAUAGAGGUUUCUUGCUGCUACAUGGUUAUAGUUCAAAAGUUUCUGCAGCAGAUGUUGUUUAUGGAGUUACUGCAUUGCUAGAGUCGUUUGUAGAAGCAGAUGGCUCUUGUGCUUCCAAGCAGUUUGGGGUGGCCUAUGAUGCAUUGUCCUUGAGCAAGCUUGAAAAGCUGGAACAUGGGAUGCAACAUGCUAUCAAGAUCCAAAGGGCGAUUCUUAGACAAGGAAGUGCUGCAAUAACUAAGAAGGGAUCUAUACGAAGUGGAAGUAAAUUCAGGUGGGUGAAGCUUGAAGAUUCAGCGGAUACAAAGCUGUUGGGUUACCCCCAGGCUUUAACUAAAUUCGGUUAUUUCCUGAUGGAUGCUUUGAGGGAGAAGGGAGCAAAAAUGAAGCCUUUGAUCUGCAUUUGCUAUUCUCAAGAUCGAAACAGCGUAUUGAUUGUUGGAGUUUGUGGGAAACCACGGCUUGGUGCAGUUCAAGGAAAUGCAUUUGGAAUUGCUUUCAGAAAUGCAGCUGAGGAGAUAGGGGCUGAGUUCUUUCACGAGCUAUUUGAAUCAUCAUGGAUAGUUUUGGAUGCGGUUGCUGUAAAUUCGUUCAUGAUCAGGUUAACAGAGAAGUUGUGGUGAAGAAUGUUAUAUUCAAAAGUCGUCCAACUGUCUCUUUGUCUUUUAACUUCAAUUAUCUGUUUUUAAGAUCUGUUGGUUACUUCAAACAAGCAUCUGUUUUUCAUUAUCACGACUAAAAUAAUUCGUAAAUAAGAACCCAUAAUUGAUCUGUUUAAAUAAAGAUGAUUGGUUUCUUA
This is a messenger RNA of Cornus florida, 2742 nucleotides long. RefSeq lists its product as uncharacterized. Gene Ontology annotation, molecular function: chromatin binding; DNA replication origin binding; single-stranded DNA binding. The record is from RefSeq and is a predicted model, not a curated record. NCBI's taxonomy places the organism in Eukaryota, Viridiplantae, Streptophyta, Magnoliopsida, Cornales, Cornaceae. Bases 779 to 2566 code for a protein of 595 amino acids. The transcript has 2 exons. Gene Ontology annotation, biological process: double-strand break repair via break-induced replication; DNA replication initiation; mitotic DNA replication preinitiation complex assembly. Gene Ontology annotation, cellular component: DNA replication preinitiation complex.